GAAUGGGGUAUAUAGGAUCACAUGGAGUAGCAGCACUUCACAGAUAUAAGUACAGUGGAGUUGAUCACUCUUACGUUGCUAAAUAUGUGUUGCAACCCUUCUGGAGUCGAUUCGUUAACUUCUUCCCUCUUUGGAUGCCAAAUUAAAGAGUUCCAAAAUCCAGGACCAUGAUGUAUCCUUCUGACCUUAAGUAGCAUGAUAACAAUAGCUGUUGAGUGCUGAUGAGUUGAUUCUCAUUGCGAGUCUUGACAUUGCUUGGUCUUCCUGGCUGUUAUAUAACAGGUGUUUAAGAUUUUCUAGUAUAGCUUCUAUUUGUGUUGGACUUGGAACCACCUAUUUGAAUGUGGAUGUACGCCCCCUAAAUUCACUUUCUUCUUAAACCUCCACUGUAGUUGGACAUUUUCUUGCUUUAUUCUUAGAAAGAGGGGAUUGAGGUACUGCUCUAAGAAUAUUGCUUGAUACUAUUUUGGAAGCUCUUGCUAUUAGGUUCCUUGGGAUUUUACUAUUUAUUGUAGUCACCUUUGAAGAUAAUCCAAGCAGUUACCAUUACCGAGUACCUUAUGAUGACCACUUAGCAAUUAGCAGGGUUACUUCCUCAUGUUUAAGGCUAUUCAACUGCUGUUCAUUUUUAUAACCCUUUGUCGCGCUUGGGGAUGAUGGUAAAAGAUGGAACAUUACUGUCUAAAUCAGCAUCCUGGAUGUAAAAUUCUAUAAAAGUUUUACAUUGUACCUUGAGUUUGGACUUUGUACUCUGAGUAGCAUUCAUUGCUUAUGCUUCACAUUGAUUUUUCACACAGAAAGUUUUAUAUUGAUUUAAUAAUAUUUCCUAAUGCCUUUUUUUUUUCCUUCCAAAAACUAUUUGCCUCCUGAUCUUCUCCAGACCCAACAUGAUCACCCUUACAGGAUUCAUGUUCUUGGUUACUUCUGCACUGCUUGGCUAUAUAUAUUCACCUCAUUUGGAUACAGCUCCACCAAGAUGGGUUCACUUUGCACAUGGAUUACUUCUAUUUUUAUAUCAGACUUUUGAUGCUGUUGAUGGGAAGCAAGCACGACGGACAAGCUCCUCGAGCCCAUUGGGAGAACUUUUUGACCAUGGAUGUGAUGCUCUUGCAUGUGCAUUUGAAAGCAUGGCUUUUGGUAGCACUGCAAUGUGUGGAAGAGACACUUUCUGGUUUUGGGUUUUAUCAGCUGUUCCAUUCUACGGCGCAACAUGGGAACACUUUUUCACAAAUACUCUUAUUCUUCCUGCAAUUAAUGGACCAACCGAGGGUCUGAUGAUGAUAUAUGUAGCUCAUUUUUUCACAGGCGUAGUUGGUGCUGAGUGGUGGGUUCAGAACUUUGGGAAGUCUUUUCCCUUUUUAAGUUGGGUGCCAAUUAUAAGUGAAAUCCCAACUUUCAGAGCUGUGCUGUUUAUAAUGAUAGCUUGUGGUGUUAUUCCUACGAUUGCAUUCAAUGUGUGCAAUGUCUACAAGGUUGUUCAGUCAAGAAAAGGCAGCAUGUUACUGGCAUUAGCCAUGCUUUACCCUUUUGUUGUGCUCAUGGGAGGCGUCUUGGUGUGGGAUUAUCUGUCUCCAUCUGAUAUAAUGGGAAAAUAUCCUCAUCUAGUCAUACUGGGGACUGGACUUGCAUUUGGGUUUCUUGUGGGAAGAAUGAUUCUGGCCCACUUGUGUGAUGAACCAAAGGGAUUGAAAACUAACAUGUGCAUGUCAUUAUUAUAUCUACCAUUUGCCAUUGCAAAUGCACUCACUGCCAAACUGAAUGAUGGAGUUCCUUUGGUUGAUGAAUUUUGGGUUCUUCUUGGUUACUGUUUAUUCACAGUGGGACUCUAUUUGCAUUUUGCCACAUCAGUCAUUCAUGAAAUCACAACAGCCUUGGGCAUUAAUUGCUUCAGGAUAACUAGGAAAGAAGCUUGAAAAAUGCAGGUUCUGAUUUUGGUGGUUUGGGCUGCUUUUGAUUGAUGGGAAUUCUGUAUGCUCAAUUAAUGAUUCAACAGGCAAGUCAGGAGCUAUGCAGUAAAAUUGAUGAUUUGGCACAUCUAUCAAUUUUGGUUUAACAUUGAUGACGGGGUUGUCACUGGAUUCAGGGCACAAGAUCUGGUUCAACCAUAUUAUUUUUUAAAUACCACAGUAGAGUAGGCAAUUUGAGGCAUGCAGACCUUUUAUGAUUAUCCCUACGUUUUUAAAAUUUUAUGAUGGGUGUUUGAGCUUGUUGCACGCUGGGAAGAGGUCUUUUUCCUCUUUGGGUGGAAGUGGGAUUGCUGUUUGAUGAGUUUAGGAACUAAUAGUAGUAAGGCUUGGGUAUAACUUAUACUAGUUAAAAGCAUCUAACUCUUAGAGCAACUGGGUUAAUAUCAACAAGCAAGCCCAUUUUAUAUUGAGAUCUAGCAUAUGACCUACCUAUUUUUCUGGGAUGUUGCAUUGGAAAGUCGUCUUACGAUUUGACAAUGAAAUUUUGGUUAGUUUUUGGCUUCA
Molecule: messenger RNA, 2471 nt
Organism: Hevea brasiliensis (rubber tree)
Lineage: Eukaryota; Viridiplantae; Streptophyta; Magnoliopsida; Malpighiales; Euphorbiaceae
Product: choline/ethanolaminephosphotransferase 1
Exons: 19
Coding region: 888-1913 (341 amino acids)
Biological process (GO): phospholipid biosynthetic process
Cellular component (GO): membrane
Molecular function (GO): phosphotransferase activity, for other substituted phosphate groups
Source: RefSeq, a predicted model, not a curated record